Pichia kudriavzevii is the source of this 1815-nucleotide messenger RNA. RefSeq lists its product as uncharacterized. The record is from RefSeq and is a predicted model, not a curated record. Lineage: Eukaryota; Fungi; Ascomycota; Pichiomycetes; Pichiales; Pichiaceae. Gene Ontology annotation, molecular function: zinc ion binding. Bases 1 to 1815 code for a protein of 604 amino acids. The transcript has a single exon.
AUGGAGCAUAAAACCCUUGCAGAUCUAUUAGAUUCAAACAAUAACGAGGAGGAGAUUAUUGAAAUCAAUGGUGAAGAGGAUGUCAAAGAUGGCGAACUAUCGUUGGGGGAAGUGUGUGUAGAUUGCGAGAGAAUGCCAAAGGAAUUGUACUGCAAGCAAUGCGAGGAGAACUUUUGUAGAGUUUGUUUCCAGUUUGCGCAUCGAGGUGGUAAGCGGAAAGUCCAUGGUUAUGAUGAGCUGCUUCCGCUUGACGAAGCAGAGUCUGGAGAGAAAGGUAGAUCAGAAGAAGAACAAGAAGAAAGUGAAGGAGGUAGUGAGGAAGAAGGGAACCACUUGGAAGAUGGUGCAAGGAAUAAAGGUUUGAGAGAAACUGAGAAGGGCUCAAUCACCGAGACGCAUUUGGUCAUUUUGAAGAAAAUAAAGAAGUUUACAAAGUUUAUCCCCUUGAGACUCACCUACGAAGAGAGACAGCUGCUUAAAUUGCUAGAAGCUGCAUUAUCAGUCUCCGAAUAUACGGAUAAGGUUGAUAUUAUCACAUAUACUUCUAAAACAAAGAGGAUCAUCACACAGUUGAAGGAAAUAUGCUCUAUUUUGGCAGGAUUGGUGGUCUCAUCAAAUAUGAAAGUUGGGCAAAAAUUGAUUGAAAACAAAAAUUUUGUUGAUAAUGCUGAAUGGUAUAAAUCUAUUUUUGAGAUUGGAAGAAGAUACAAGGUCAUGAAUCCCGAAAGAAUGAGGGAUACAUACGGUAAGUUGUGUUACAUAAUUAUGGAUUCAAGACUAAAACAAGUUAAGGAACAUAUGGAAUUCGAUCUCUAUAAGCCGAUUUUGACAAUCGAACGAUUUUUAGAUGAACACUCAAACGACCAUUCCAACAGUUUAUUUGAGGAUAUCUUGUUAUUAGAUGCAACAGCCGACAUUAGGCCGGAAAAUAAACCUAGGGCAACGAUUAACAGAUUAAUCAAACAAAAGGAAAAGGCAAUUGAAAUCUUAGCUGAUAGAUAUCAUCAUAAGGAAGGUCUGAAUAAAGAACAGAUUAGAAUGAUUAUUUAUUCUAUUGGAGAUUUCAACUCAUACACAAAUAAAAACAGAAUUCCAGUUAUUAAUAUGACCAAAAAGCUUGACUCUUUCUUUCUUGAUUCUGAGAAUGAUCCUAAAUAUUCCCUAGGUAUAAGGUAUGGUCAUAAAGGUUCUAGAUUAACGCAUAAUCAUGAAAAGCAGUAUCUUUAUGUCAAACAGGCAUUAGGGUUAUGGAACCAUGUGAUGAGAGAUUUGAUUGAAUUGUGGUAUAUAGCUGAUGAGGAUUUAUUUGAUGGUAAUAAUUAUAGAAUGGCAGAUACUGGUCAAGGUUUUCAGAGAAUCAAAUCGUGUCCUAAGUUGUACAAGAAAAUGUAUGCAUUGUUGCAUGAAUGUCAAUCCAAGUUUGAUUACUGGGUUGGAAUUCCAGUUAUUCAUUUAGGUGACGAUGCUGUUCCUAAUGCCUUGUUUUUCCUCGAUAAGUACAUCCAAAUUCCAUCAAUUCUAAUCCCUAUUGAUAAAUGUAUCGAAUCAAUUCCAAAUUUGGCAACGGAUAAGUAUAUCCAUAAUAUGAUUAACGAACAAUUCGGUGGUGUUGAAAAUUUACAAAAGGAUAUUCUUUGUGACUAUUUCAAACAUGGAUUUGAUGGCUCAGGUGCUGAUAAUUACUAUUUUGCAGGUUCUUGUGUUGAUGCAUCUUCAACCUCAAGUUGUGAAUUUUGUAAUAAUAUCUCCAAGAAACCAUACUAUAAGAUUUUCUUGUUGAGUGGAUUUACCAAUUUCAAUGGUGAAGGCUAUUGA